Messenger RNA from Naegleria fowleri, 717 nucleotides. RefSeq lists its product as uncharacterized. The coding region runs from base 1 to 717 and encodes 238 amino acids. The transcript has 2 exons. NCBI's taxonomy places the organism in Eukaryota, Heterolobosea, Eutetramitea, Acrasida, Naegleriidae. The record is from RefSeq and is a predicted model, not a curated record.
AUGACAGGAUUCUCUAAAAAACAAAAGAAGCGAAAAGAAAAACCACUUGCUUCUGCAGAAUCCAUCGUAGACAAGAACAACAUUCUAGAUUUAAAUUCUGUGAAACGUUAUGUUCCAAAAGUGUCACUUCCUACUUGUCUCUCCGAAAGUAAAAUGAAAACUCCAAAAUCUGUGUUGUGUAUUGUUCCUCCUGAAGAAGUGUGGGAACCUAUUCAAGCCAUUCGAAAUAGGUAUGCAAAUGUUGCACGAUGGCCACAACCUCACAUUUGCAUCCUCUAUCCAUUUAUUCCAAAAGAAUUCUAUGAAGAAGGACUUGGUCUUUUGACUCCCAUUCUCUCACAAAUCAAACCUUUCCAAAUCACCCUGUCAACCUUCAAUUAUUUUGACACCAUUCAACAUUUAACAGACGACGGUUUGGGAACCAUUCAUUUGGAACCUGAUCAACAGUCGAUUGAAAUAUUGAGAGAAUUACAAAAAUCUGUCAUGAAACCAUUUCCCUAUUGCAAUGCAUUAGUGAAAAGAAGAUCAUUUAAUCCUCAUUUAAGUGUUGGAGUGUUUGAAAGUGGAAAAUUGAAAGAUUUUAUGAAAGAAUUUCAAGAGGGGUGGAAGAGUGUGAGUUUUAUGGUGAAAGAAAUUUGUAUGAAUCGAGAAAAAGAUAAUGUUUCACCCUUUGAGAUUAUUCAUCGUAUUCCAUUGUCUUUACAAUCAUCAAAUUAA